Bathycoccus prasinos is the source of this 5013-nucleotide messenger RNA. RefSeq lists its product with no specific name. Gene Ontology annotation, molecular function: ATP binding; RNA binding. Bases 1 to 5013 code for a protein of 1670 amino acids. Lineage: Eukaryota; Viridiplantae; Chlorophyta; Mamiellophyceae; Mamiellales; Bathycoccaceae. The record is from RefSeq and is a predicted model, not a curated record. Gene Ontology annotation, cellular component: intracellular anatomical structure. The transcript has a single exon.
AUGGGCGGUCCGAGGAAAGAGCUGAUGAAGAAGAAAAAAGGCAUCGUCGCCACCGGAGGGAUGAGCAACAAAGCGGACGCGAAUUGGUCGGAGCUGAAGAAAAUUGAUUUACAGUGUCCGUAUUGCGAUCGAGAUCCGUUUAAACAGAGAGACCGAUUGAAAAUGCACAUCGAAAGACAUCACAAGGAAGAGUUAGAGAAGGAAUUUAAUGCGGAAAGUGGUGGGAAAGAAGUAAAAAUAGAUGCGAAAGAUGCGGUGAAGAUGUUGGCGCAAAAGCAGAAAGAUUUGCUAGAAAUGAAGUUGGCGGAAAAGAGCAAACAGCAAAGCGAUAAAGCGAAAGGCAUCGAUCCGUCCGCAAUAAAUAUAAAUACAACGACAACAAAUCCGAAAGAUAGAAGCGCGAAGAAAAUUACCGUGGAUACGGCACCGGUGGUGAGAGCGUCGGUGAAACAACCGAGAACGAUCUUGGAGGAGUUUGCGAAUAAGAAGAAGGACAUCCGGAAGCCGCGAUACGUGCCGCAAGAGAAGAAAGAGAGUAGUACUACUACCGGUGAUAAUAAAUGGAUUUGUAAGGUUAUUUUGCCGGAUAAAUAUAAACCAGAUUCAGAUAUUGUGUUGUGGAUGAACGACGCGGCGCCGUCAAAAGAAGAGGCGAUUCAGAGAGGGGCGACGUUGGCGUUGGCGAGAUACGCGACGAAUCUCCCUUUGCAAAGGUUGCUUCCGCACGACUAUAAACAGAGGUUUGAAAAUUACGAGAAGGAAGAGAAAACCAGAUUAGAGAAGAAGGAAAAAAGAGAAAAGAGAGAGUUAGAGAGGAAAAAUAGGAAACCGAAACCGAAACGGGUCAUUCCGACGUUACACAUGUCCGAAGAGAAAAGGUUGAUGGUUGAAGAACUACUCCGAACGUUUGAAAGCGAAGAGUCUUUGACGAUUACGCAACAUCACCGAUCGUACGACGACUUUUCCGUGUUGCACGAAACGGACGAAGAAAUUGCAAACCCGGAAGUCGAAGCGCUGACGAAGAGAUUGGAAGAGUGUGGUUUUGAGAAAUCAGACGCGACCAUCGCCGUGAAACAAUCGAAAGAUUUUGCCUACGAGAGCGCCUUGGACUGGUUAGUCAUUAACAUUCCAGAAUCGCGAUUACCGGCAAAGUUUGCACCAAAAGCUAUGAACGAUCCAAUAUUCUUGUUGAACAACGCUAAUAAACCGAUGGAGGCGUCUAGGAAAGAGAGUAAUAGCGUUCCCGCGAAAGAUAGCGGAGAUAUUAGAAUUCUUUGGGAACGCGGAUUUUCCGUCGAAGAAUCAGAGAAUGCAGUCAAAACUGCCUCUUCUCUUCCUGCUUCUUCUUCAGUAUCGCCGAUGAUUGUUGCGUAUCGAAAUAGAGUUGGUCCAAAGUUUACGAUUCGUCUAGAGAAACAAAAGAACGAAGAUUGGGAAGACGAAACUGUCGCGAUUGAAUCUAUAUACGGAGAUGAGAACGUGAAGAAAGACGAUAAGGAAUGCGCUAUUUCUGUAUCCGUGGAGAAUAAAGUGCUCGUAACAUUUACGAAUGUGCUUGGUUAUCCCCAAACCGCACCUCCACUGAUAUAUUUAUCUUAUAUAGAUAGCAGUAGUAGUAGUGGUGGUAGCAGUAAUAGUAGUGAUAGGGAAAUGAUUGCGACGUGUUUGGAAGUAGCGGUCGCAGCGGCGUUGGAAUGCGUGGAAAGUGGGUCGGGGCCGUGCAUGUAUUCAGUCAUCGAUGCAAUCAGCACGGAGUUAAGCAAAAUGAGAUCUACCAACAGCAACACCGAAUCAUAUGCAACGACAAAAGCAACGCAAAAGUUAUCGUCGUCGUCUUCAGCGGUACCAAAACCAAGAGGUGUAAACGCGGCAGCAUUUACACCGCCGCCGCGACUUUUGGCAAACCAGCAAGGAGACACGAACAGAAACAAGAACAACGAAAAACGCAACAACGCGCGAAAUCAACUUUCGCGAGCUCAAAUCGAACAAGAAAGCGCGCGUUUGAAAGAUGCGUAUGAUUUAUGGCAACGCGAUUGCAAAUCCAACAAGCACUCGGCGGCUUUUAAAAUGCAAACCGUUCGAAACAACUUACCCGCGUCGGAAUCCAGAGAUAAAAUUACAAAACUCGUCGAAAGUAACGCCGUGGUUGUACUUUCCGGGGAAACUGGAUGCGGGAAGUCGACGCAAGUACCGCAGUUUAUUCUCGAGAACGCGAUUUUUAAUCAAAAAGGUGGCGAAACGAAUAUUAUUUGUACGCAGCCUCGAAGGAUUAGCGCUAUUGGUUUAGCCGAGCGCGUGGCAAACGAAAGAGACGAAAAAGUUGGAGGCGUCGUCGGUUACUCCGUUCGUCUGGAAUCGAAAACGAGUAAAGAGACGCGCUUGUUGUUUUGCACGACUGGUAUUUUACUGAGAAGAUUGCUGAGCGAUCCAACUUUAGAAAGCGUCACGCACGUCAUUUUAGAUGAAGUUCACGAACGCUCCGUCGAUUCGGACGUUUUACUUCUACUUCUCAGACGCGUCGUCCAAAAGCGACCAAAUCUGAAACUCGUUCUCAUGUCCGCGACUGCCGAUGCGGAUUUGUUUGCUGACUACUUUCAAAAACCGUCAAAACGAGCGAACGAAAAUGCAAUCAAAGCCGUGGAAACGUCCAAAAUCACCAUUCCUGGGUUCACGCACCCCGUGAAAGAAUACUACCUAGAAGACGUGUUCCAAGAGACGAGAUUUUUAGUUGGUCAAAAAUCAAAGUACGCCAAGACCGCGGUGGAAAAGAAAAGGCAACUAGCUCUGCUUGAAAACGAGGAAGACAUCGUUGAUCCGAAUGCACUUCUGUCUUCCUCUGACGACGAGGAUUACGAUGACAACCGACAAGCCGAUCGUGAAGUCCCAGAAAGCUGGGACGUAGCCGAGCUGGACGAAAUUGUCGCUUCUUCCAAGAAACAAAAGAAGAAGAACAAAAAUGAUGAAGAUAAUGAAGACGACGAGGAUGACACAUCGGAUAGUGACGACGACGACGACGACGAUGAUGCAGAGGAUUGGGCUUUGAAUAAAAACCAGGCUGCAAAAAAACGUGCGUCUAUUCCGAAGCUUUCUCCCGUGACGAACAAUAACAACAUCGACAACAACGAAACUACCGCGGACGAAAACAUGAAACAAAGGAAAGAAGAGGAAGAACGAGAGCGUCAAACCGAACUCGCUUUAGCGAGAAAGCAUUUGGAAGAGAACUACAGCGAUGAUGUAAAGCGCUCCAUUCAAAACGUGGACGAAUCCGUUUUGAACUAUGAACUGAUUGAAAAUACACUCUCUGCGAUUAUUCGUAAAGAAUUCAAAGAAGGCAUGGAAAGCAUCGUCCCGAAAGGAGGCAAACCGAUGGAGAAAGAUACGUACGGUGCAUUUUUAAUCUUCAUGCCUGGCCAAGCUGAAAUUUUGAAGCUCAUUCGCGUCCUCGAGCAAUCGCGCUUGCUAGAGGUUUCCGAAGUCGGUGAGCUAGACUUUCUUCCUUUGUACGGUCAGCUUUCUGCGGCGGAACAGCGAAGAAUUUUUCAAAAGCCAAGGCUCGGCGUGCGUAAGAUUGUCGUGGCGACAAAUAUCGCAGAAACUUCAGUUACAAUCGACGAUAUUCGAUAUGUUAUCGAUACGGGACGGCAAAAAGAAAUGCGAUACGAUUCGGAGAGAGGUCUAUCUUGCUUGGAAGACUGCUGGGUCUCCAAAGCUCAAGCGAAGCAGAGACGCGGGAGAGCCGGGAGAACGACGCCGGGCGCGUGUUUUCGACUGUUCUCGCGCACGCAAUUUGCAAACUUCGAGAAGACGCAAGCGCCGGAAAUGUUGAGAACGCCACUUCAGUCGUUAGUUUUGAAUAUUAAAAGUAUGGCGCCAGAAUCUGGAACGGCGAAAGGAACGCUUUCGCUCGCGUUGACGCCUCCGGAUGAAAAUGCGCUGGACCUCGCCGUUCAAGAAUUGAAGGAUUUGAAAGCGAUGGCGCUCGUAAAUAACACCGAAGAAAUUGUCACGCCGUUAGGUAAGCAUUUAACGCACAUGCCGUGCGACCCGCGACUGGGUAAGAUGCUCGUCUACGCUUCUUUGUUGGGAUGUUUAGACCCGAUGUUAACCAUCGCGAGCGCAAUGUCCGGACGUCCUUUGUUUUACUCUCCGAAAGAUAAUCGAGAAGACGCCGAGAAGAAAAAACGGGCGUUCGCGGUUGGUAAAUCCGACCACUUGGCCGUCGUCAAUGCCUUUGAUGGGUGGUUAAACGCCAAGAAACGCGGCGGAAGAGGCGCAGAGAGACGCUUUUGCGACGAAAAUUAUCUCUCGAGUCAAGCCUUAGAGGCUGUGUUGCAAUCGCGAGUGGACUUUGCGCAGAUUUUGUCCGACUUGGGAUUUGUUUCGCGAAACUAUGCGCUUCGCGUCAAACGAUUUGGGCGCGCGAAAGACGACACGACGAAUAGUAGUUAUGGCAACAUCGGAGGUGGUUUAAAAGACGAAGUGGACGUGAACUCGAACGUUUCUCGAAUCAUCAAAGCCGCGCUCGUUGCUGGACUGUACCCAAAACUCGUACGAGCGCAACAUCCCGUUGCAAAAUACGCCAAGACGAUCGGCGGCGCCGUCGAGAAAAUGGCCUCGGGGAGAGAGAUGAAAUACUACUCUCGAGACGUCGGCAGAGUAUUUUUGCACCCAACGAGUGUAAAUUUCAACGUCGGCAAGUACGAAUCGACGUGGUUAGUUUACGGUGAUCGCGUUCAAACCUCGAAGGUUUUUGUUCGCGAUUGUACCAUGGUCGGAAGCUAUCCGCUGCUCUUGUUCGGAGGCGAAUUAGACGUGAAACACGAACAAGGCAAAUUAGUUCUCGACGAUUGGUGCGAAUUUAAUGCCCCGGCAAAGAUUGGCGUGUUAGCGCGUGAGUUGCGCAAGAAAAUUGAUCAACUUUUGACGAAUAAAGUAAACUCACCCGGCCCCAUAUCCAUGGACAACUCAAUCGUUAAAGCCAUGUUAACUCUUAUCGAAUCCGAGGGAAUGUAG